CUGAGUUUUAUUCCCAUUAUUUAUCCUUAAAUUCAUUUCUUUUUUUGCUUUUUUCACUAUUUAUUAAAGUCAUUAAUGGGAGACAUUAAUGUUCAUUUUUGUUAUUUGGCCGUGGGUUUAAUUUUUAAUUUCAAAUCAAAUGAGUGAAGGUCAGAGUAGCUUUCUGCCCUGCUUUCGUUAUCGACAAUCGGCUUGUAGUGUUGAAAUAAAACAUAUACAGCCUGAAGUAAAUGGAAUACGAGUGGAAAGAGAUGGAGACAAGCAAAGUGAGUUUGAUAGCCUACUGUUUCAUCGUUGGAAGGAUUCUAUGGAAAAGGGGUGCUUUAGGUAUACUUUAGACCAUGUGAAAUGCAGGACGAUUCCUGGGGAACAAGGCUUUGUGGCUCAGUUUAAUGACAAAAGAACAACAAAAAGAAGAAAGCCCCCACGAAUAACAGACAUCAGGCAGCCAUUCAACCCAGACAAUUUUAACUUUAACAAGAUAAAAGAGGGAGAAAAAUUAUUUAGUUUUUGCCCAGAAGAAGAGGAUACUAUGUUGCAAGAUGCAGAAAAAAGUACUAAUUUAAUCAUCAUCAAUGACAGUCCUGUAGAUGUAGGACAUGUUCUGUUGGUACCCAGUAUUAACAAGUGUCUUCCUCAGGUCCUUACGGAGGAGUCACUACACUUGGCACUUGAUAUGAUGCUGCUAAGCAAACACAGGGGUCUCAGAGUUUGCUGGAAUAGUCUUGGUGCCUUAGCUAGUGUCAAUCACCUGCAUUUCCAUGCCAUGUUCUUGGAUCACUCACUCCUUGUUGAAAAAAUUGAUGCUGUACAUUUAGCUUGUAGUUGUUAUGAAGUUGUAAAUCAGUCCACUAGAGGAUUUGCAUUUCAGCUUCACGGAAACACAAUCAACACCCUAGCAAGACUUAUCUUCAAGGUGUCAUGUUACUUGACUGACAGACAAGUUCCUCACAAUAUGUGCAUGAGUCGCGGUGAUGCAUUUCCUUUAGCCAUGCAGGAAGAAACACCAAACAAGAUUGAUGAGCCCACAACAAUUAGAGUCUUGCUGUGGCCUAAGAAACCAAUGUUUGACUUUAAAGAUGAUCCUCCAUUUCUGAAUGCCUGUAUAGAGCCAGGAGGAUUCCUAGUGAUGAAAGACUUAUCUUCAAGGUGUCAUGUUACUUGACUGACAGACAAGUUCCUCACAAUAUG
Messenger RNA from Actinia tenebrosa (Australian red waratah sea anemone), 1191 nucleotides. RefSeq names its product GDP-D-glucose phosphorylase 1. Gene Ontology annotation, biological process: glucose metabolic process. NCBI's taxonomy places the organism in Eukaryota, Metazoa, Cnidaria, Anthozoa, Actiniaria, Actiniidae. Gene Ontology annotation, cellular component: cytoplasm. The record is from RefSeq and is a predicted model, not a curated record. Gene Ontology annotation, molecular function: GDP-D-glucose phosphorylase activity.